CAUAAAAAAGAAGAGGUGUUUUUAGAGGAAAAUAAACUACACCAUGAAUUGACACAUGUCAAUUCAUGGUGUAUGUUUUAAUAUUAUGUUAUAUUGAUUGAUCGUAUUAACAACUAAACAAAAUCGGCGAAUUGGGAUCGGCGAAAUGGCGGUGUCAAUUGCUUACUCUUCUUCAACCACACUCGUUAUCUCUCCUUUACAAUUCAAAUCCAAAACCUUUCUUUCACAAAUUAAUUAUAAUUUCAUUUCCCCCAAAAAAUCCUGCAUUUUCUCUAAAUUAUCAACAAAAGCCCUCCAUUUUUCUCUCCGAAAUGGCAAGAAAUUCAGCACCCAUUUCGUUCCCAAGGCUUCUGCUUCAUCUUCUGUUGCGAAUGCAGAGUAUGCAGAGGAACCUGCAACCCGUGUGAAAUUCCCUAAGUCUUUAAAUAUCCCUGGUUGUUCGACUUCAUUGUCUUUGGUUGGAACUGGCUACAGGGAAAAAGUUUUUGCAAUUAUUGGAGUCAAAGUGUAUGCAGCAGGACUUUAUAUAAAUCCCUCUAUGCCGAAUGAAUUUAGUCCUUGGAAAGGAAAGUCAAAAUCUGAAGUUGAACAGGAUCCGGCCUUGUUCCAAUCUGUAUACCAAUCAUCUUUGGAGAAGUCAUUGCAAAUUGCUUUAGUAAGAGAUGUUGAUGGAAAAACAUUUUGGGAUGCUUUGGAUGAAGCUGUUUCUCCAAGAAUAAAGAAACCGACUCCUGUUGAUGAAUCAGCUCUUUCAACUUUCCGUAGUAUCUUCCAAGCGCUAUCUCUUAAAAAAGGCACUUUGAUUCUUCUAACUUGGCUUGAGCCAUCCAAGAUGCUGGUGUCUGUGUCACUGAAUGGGGUACCUACAAAAGUAGAUGCCACAAUUGAGUCGAUGAAUGUCACAAAAGCCCUUUUUGAUGUGUUCUUUGGAGAAUCUCCAGUUUCUCCUACCUUAAAGUCUUCUGUUGCCGAUGGUUUGGCAACCACCUUGUAGUAACUGCACUGUGAAAGGUCUAGCACUCUAGCCAAAAUUGUGAUUUUAAAAUUUCCGAGCAAGGGUUUGCCUCAAGUGAACACCGCAUGCUGUUGUGUAAAAUCAUUAUUUUAAUAUUUGUUCAUUAACAGGUUAGUCCAAAUUCAGCAAUCAUCACUGUGCUUUGAUAAUCUUGUGCUCCUGAAACCCUUGAUUUAGAGAUUAUUAGCUCUCUUGAUGUUGGUUAUUUUUUGUUUAUUGUCUUUAUUCAAUAGAUUUCCAAGCGGAUAAUUGGUUUAUCUUGAAUUCCAUAUCC
Chenopodium quinoa (quinoa) is the source of this 1289-nucleotide messenger RNA. RefSeq names its product fatty-acid-binding protein 3, chloroplastic-like. Gene Ontology annotation, cellular component: chloroplast stroma. Gene Ontology annotation, biological process: fatty acid metabolic process. The transcript is spliced from 6 exons. Gene Ontology annotation, molecular function: intramolecular lyase activity; fatty acid binding. NCBI's taxonomy places the organism in Eukaryota, Viridiplantae, Streptophyta, Magnoliopsida, Caryophyllales, Amaranthaceae. The record is from RefSeq and is a predicted model, not a curated record. Bases 146 to 994 code for a protein of 282 amino acids.